AUGUCUUUAUUGCUAUCAUCUCCAUUGCUUGUCCGGACAGCUCGUCUGUCAAACGCUUCUCCCGGAGCACGGUAUAUAGCUUCGACCGCUUACAAACUCGCAGAAACAAAAACUCCAGACUCAUCGCACCAAAAGCAAUCGAAUGAUGCAUCAAAUGACCAGUCAGCUCAGAAGCUCAAGCAGGACAAAACCAAAAGCGUUGCUCAAGCGGAUCAAGAGCUCCGAGAGCGGCUCGAGCAAAUGUCGGGCGAUGGUGGCGCUUCUGGAAUUGAGUAUGAAGAUGGCAAGCCUAGUGCCAUGAAGCGCAGCGUACGAAACAACAUGUUCCGCUAUAUCUGAGCAGCAGAAGUGAGCUACGUCAAGGAGCAUCCCAUCAUGUCGGGGUGUGUCGACAGGGCCGAAUAAAGCCUACUAUGGCUACUUUAUCCAUAUCAGCUGUUAGACUGAGUACAAGUCGAGGCCUUGGCGACUGGUGGCCAGCUUAGCUGAGCUAGGCCCACAGCUUCUGAUCUGAGCGACCUGUAAAACCUCCCAGCUAUGCUAGGCAUCUCCUGACAAUGAUGGACGGCGCUGUGCUCCAUCAGGAAUGAAUUCCCAUAUGAACACUGGACGGUGCACAGGGAGGCCACGUCAAGAACCAUACUAGUUUGGUUGGAUGAUACCCGUCAAAAUUCUGUCAAUCUGCUGUGUCCUAUGUAUGAUAAUGGCCAAAGGGGGCAUAAACAAGACCAGGCCAGCAUCCGCUUGAAAAGGACAUGCCUGCAUGUAGGCUCUAUAUACCAUGACUACAAAACCAUAGACUCCAAUAAACGCU
Messenger RNA from Aspergillus vadensis CBS 113365, 814 nucleotides. RefSeq lists its product as uncharacterized. The transcript is spliced from 2 exons. Bases 1 to 339 code for a protein of 112 amino acids. Lineage: Eukaryota; Fungi; Ascomycota; Eurotiomycetes; Eurotiales; Aspergillaceae. The record is from RefSeq and is a predicted model, not a curated record.